AUGGCGGCCCCGGGAGACCGACACAACCAGAUAACGUCACCUCCCCAGCCCAGGUCCCUGGUCCCACCUCCUCUUGGCCCAGGCCUGCUGCGGGCCCAGGCACUGGGCACCCGGGAUAUGGCUGGGAAAAAAGAGCUGGUGUGGCAGCUGGUGCUCAACACCAGGGGGAAGACUCUGGGGAAAGAGAUUGUGAGGUGGAAGGAGGAGGCACUAUUUGAUCAAGUGGCAGAGGAAGCCGCGCCCCGCGCCCGCCCGCGACUGGUUUUCCGCACGCAGCUGGCGCACGGCAGCCCCACGGGCAGGAUCGAGGGCUUCACCAACGUCCGCGAGCUCUACGCCAAGAUCGCCGAGGCCUUCGGGAUCGCGCCCACCGAGAUCCUAUUCUGCACCCUAAACAGCCACAAGGUAGACAUGCAGAAACUCCUGGGCGGCCAGAUAGGGCUGGAGGACUUCAUCUUUGCCCACGUGCGCGGCGAGACCAAGGAAGUGGAGGUCACUAAGACCGAAGACGCCCUGGGGUUGACCAUCACGGACAAUGGGGCCGGCUACGCCUUCAUUAAGAGGAUCAGGGAGGACAGCAUCAUCAACCGGAUCCAGGCCGUGUGCGUGGGCGACAGCAUCGAGGCCAUCAACGACCACUCCAUCGUCGGCUGCCGCCACUACGAGGUGGCCAAGAUGCUCCGCGAGCUGCCCAAGUCACAGCCCUUCACCCUGCGCCUGGUGCAGCCCAAGAGAGCCUUCGAUAUGAUUGGCCAGCGGAGCAGAAACAGCAAAUGCCCCGCAGAUGCAAAAGUGACCAGCGGGAGGGAGACCCUGCGACUGCGUUCCGGGGGGGCUGCCACAGUGGAGGAAGUGCCCACCGAGUUUGAGGAGGAGGCGUCCCGGAGGGUCGACGACCUGCUGGAGAGCUACAUGGGCAUUCGGGACCCUGAGCUGGCAUCCACCAUGGUGGACACAGCCAAGAAGACGCUGAGUGUCCAGGAGUUUGCGCACCGUUUAGAUUCCGUCUUGGGCGAGUUUGCCUUCCCGGACGAGUUUGUGGUGGAGGUGUGGGCCGCCAUCGGCGAGGCCAGGGAGGCCUGCGGCUAGUCUGCCCCGGGGCUGAGCGCAGCCCCAGCCCAGAGCCCAGCCCCCUGCCGCGGCCCUCCCCGCCUGUUCCCGAAGCCCAGCCCUGCGCCAGAGCCCAGGCCAGCUC
Herpailurus yagouaroundi (jaguarundi) is the source of this 1195-nucleotide messenger RNA. RefSeq names its product GIPC PDZ domain containing family member 3 (gene GIPC3). Gene Ontology annotation, molecular function: protein binding. The record is from RefSeq and is a predicted model, not a curated record. Lineage: Eukaryota; Metazoa; Chordata; Mammalia; Carnivora; Felidae. The transcript is spliced from 9 exons. The coding region runs from base 1 to 1089 and encodes 362 amino acids.